UCCUCAGGAGAAGGAGAUGCAGGGUACAGAAACUGGGAUACGGAUGCAAAGUACAACCAGAAUAAUGGCAAUUACUGUGUUGGGAUGCGAGACAACAGUUGUUGGAAUAAUGUUGAUUGUUCAUAUAACAGUAUGACGGGGUAUUUCAUCUGUUAUACUGCUCCCACCUAUGAAGACGGAAUAAAUGCUACCUGGAACUUCACCUGGAUUAACCAACAUAGGAAUUGGUCUGAUGCUCAGAGCUACUGCAGAUACAAUUACACAGACCUGGCCACUGUGAGGAAUAAAGAAGAUAAUGACUUGAUACAUAAAAUUGUUCCAAGUCAAACUUGGGCAUGGAUUGGGUUGUUCCAGGACACAUGGGAAUGGUCAGACCUGUCAAACUCCUCAUUCCGUAACUGGAAAAAUGGCCGAAAUGAUAAUGUGGGUAACGCAUGUGCUUUAGCUCAGGUCACCUGGCCUGGGACAUGGGAUGUGACUCCCUGUGAUGAAAAGCAUCCAUUCAUAUGCUAUGAUGAUAACCUGAUCUUGGUAAAUAGUAGCAUGACCUGGAAUAAAGCCCUGAAUUACUGCAGAACGCACCAUUCGGACCUGGUGUCUGUCCACAAUGAGGAGAUCCAGUACUGGGUCAGUAGGAGAGCUAAGAAGGCCUCCACUGAUCAUGUCUGGCUGGGGCUGCGCUUCUCCUGCUCCCUGAACUUCUGGUUCUGGGUCAGUGCAGAAAACGUCUGCUACCAGAAGUGGGCCCCAAACAACAUAUCCAAGAGUAACUUGUGUGGAACCACAGGGGCAGUACAAUCCAAAGACCCACAUUACUGGGUCAGUCUGCCUGAGACUAAUGAGCUCAACUUCAUCUGCUCCAAAUGUCCAAGUCAGGCUGAUCCAUGAACACAUUACCUGCAGAACUUUGAAAAUGUGUCAAUGUAUGGAUGAAGUUUUCGCUUUUUUUAUGUGUUCAUACUGUAGAAGUAGGAUUGAAACCCCUUCUCUUGAUCUUCACCACUCCAGAUUCAGAAUGAUAUACUGUAUGAGUAGAAGAGUGAUUUAGUGUUUUUAUUCAGAUGUUUUCCUUUUGCAUAAUUUAGAGGAACUGUCAUCUCUUGUUAUUGUUACACUAAGAGUAGAAAUUAUAUAUUAGGAAUGGUAAGAUUCACCAGUUUCCAUC
Messenger RNA from Brienomyrus brachyistius, 1165 nucleotides. Its product is annotated as putative C-type lectin domain family 20 member A. The transcript has 3 exons. Lineage: Eukaryota; Metazoa; Chordata; Actinopteri; Osteoglossiformes; Mormyridae. The coding region runs from base 85 to 888 and encodes 267 amino acids. The record is from RefSeq and is a predicted model, not a curated record.